CACUUAGUAUCACCUGUUUCAAAAGUAUUAGAAUAUGAAGAAGCAACCACCAGUAACUCGGAUCCAAAACAGGAUUUACUUAAUUUUAAAGAUCCGGCACUUUGGCAAGAUUCCCAUAAUUAUGCAGAAAUAAUUCUAGAAAAAUGGGUCGAACAGAAUCUUACAGAUAUGGACUUUUCAAUGUCAAAAAGAAAUUUCGGGGAACAACACAGGUAUGCCGGUAAGCAAAUAUUUUAUAAAAGACUUGUUAAUGGAGAAGUGGUUCGCCGCGAUUGGGCAAUUUACUCCGAGAGCACUGGCAAUAUAUUUUGUCUUUAUUGUGUAUUAUUUGGAAAUAAAAAGAACCAAUUUAAAACAGGAUUUUCAUUAUGGAAUAAAAGUAAGGAAAGAUUAGACGAACAUGAAAGAUCCAAUGAUCAUAUAGAUAAUCUGAAAAUGUAUAUGACUCGCUUAUUAAAGCAAGGAAGAGUUGAUGUAGAACUCGAAAAGGAAAUUAGCACUGCGAAAGAAUAUUGGAUGAAAGUACUAGAAAGAAUCAUAAGUGUAAUAAAGUUUCUGGCUACCAGGGAAUUGGCAUUUAGAGGUACUCAUGAAAGAAUUAGCGAAAAACGGAAUGGAGACUACUUAGGUUUACUGGAACUAUUGUCAGAAUAUGAUCCAUUUUUGAAAGAUCAUAUUAAUAAACGAGCAAAUUUAGGUAAGGGCAAAACGUCAUAUCUAUCAAAAGAUAUAUGUAACGAAUUACUGAAUAUUUUAUCCAAUCGAGUCAUUGAUGAAAUUGUGAGACAAAUUAAGGCAAACAAAUACUGUUCUAUAAGUGUAGAUUCAACACCUGACAUAACACACCAUGACCAACUUACAGUGAUUUUGAAAUAUUGUGACAAUAAAGGGAAUCCCGUGGAAAGAUUGGUGGGAUUUUAUAAAAACACUGGGCAUAGCUCACAACAAUUUGAGGAAACAGUUAUUGGGAUGUUAGAGUCUUUGAAAUUAGAUAUUAAGAACUGUAGAGGCCAGUCUUACGACAAUGCCAGUAAUAUGAGUGGAAAGUAUUCUGGUUUGCAAGAACGUAUUAAAGCUUACAAUGAUUUAGCUAUCUUUGUGCCGUGUGCUGCUCACUCUUUAAAUUUGGUUGUCCAAAAUGCAGCAGAUUGUUGUUUGGAAGCAACAUUUUUUUUUAUGUUGGUACAAGCUAUCUACAAUUUUUUUUCCGUGUCUACACAUAGGUGGGAGUUAUUGUCUCGUGCAAUAAAGGAUUCGGCUGAGUCGGGGCAGACACUGUUACCUAAGAGAGUGAAUACAACCCGUUGGUCUUCUCGUUUUGAUGCCGUAAAAGCGUUAAAAAGUAAUUACGGUUUGAUUAAAACAUGUUUGAUUGGAAUAUCAACGGAUAUAAAUGAGAAAAACAUAGUAAGAGUUGAAGCAGCUUCUCUAUCGGAAAAACUUGAUUUGUUGGAAAACGGAAUAAUUUUAUCAUUUUGGCUUGACGUUUUACAAAGGGUUAAUGAAGUGAAUAAAUCAGUACAAAAGGAAAAUAUGGAUUUAAGCACAACCGCUCAUCUGUUAUCAUCUUUAGCAGAUUACUUUGAUUUCUUACGUGAUCGUUUUGAUCACUACGAGGUCUUAGGAAUGUUGUUAACAGGGAACGAAAAUUAUGCUGAGAAGAGGAUUAUCAAAAAAAUUGCAAUUAGGAGAAAUGAAUUCGGAGGCAAGCUUAAGCCAAAAAGAAAAAAUGCGAACACAAUGUUAUGUUUGUAUAAUAGACAAUCUUAA
This is a messenger RNA of Diabrotica virgifera virgifera (western corn rootworm), 1770 nucleotides long. RefSeq names its product zinc finger MYM-type protein 1-like. The record is from RefSeq and is a predicted model, not a curated record. NCBI's taxonomy places the organism in Eukaryota, Metazoa, Arthropoda, Insecta, Coleoptera, Chrysomelidae. Bases 169 to 1770 code for a protein of 533 amino acids. The transcript is spliced from 2 exons.